Molecule: messenger RNA, 2596 nt
Organism: Anguilla anguilla (European eel)
Lineage: Eukaryota; Metazoa; Chordata; Actinopteri; Anguilliformes; Anguillidae
Gene: ccn1l1
Product: cellular communication network factor 1, like 1
Exons: 5
Coding region: 399-1511 (370 amino acids)
Biological process (GO): signal transduction
Cellular component (GO): extracellular region
Molecular function (GO): protein binding
Source: RefSeq, a predicted model, not a curated record
UACCCCCUCCCCCUUCCGUCUGAGAGGGGCGGUGAUGUCAGAGGGGGGUUGUCUGACAGCCCCUAUAAGACAGGGUGCCGGAGGGGGGAUUUCUCAAUGAAGCCAAACCACAGUCAGCUCCUCAGGAGAGAGCAGAGAAAGAGAGAGAGAGAGAACACCACACUGCCGUACUCCUCCACGGACCAACGCACCAGCUGCAGACAGACAGACAGACGCACGGCGGGACGGACGGACUCCUCUUUUGGAUUGACAGAAAAACGAGAUUCGGGACUUCAGCCGCCAGCUAGUCCUUCAGCCAUCACCAUCCGCCAGCUAGCUCUCUUACCCACGGCAGGGUCGCUGUUGGUGGUGUUUGGAGUCUUUUUCUCUCUCUCUGAGGGGGACACAGCAUAGGGGUCAUGUUUUCUGCUUGUUUUCUGGUUGUCCUCUGCUGCGCUGCUCUGACGGUGGAGGCUGGUUGCCCACUCGUGUGCUCCUGCCCAGCCUCCCCUCCCUCCUGCCCGCUGGGGGUCAGCGCGGUGACAGACGGCUGUGGCUGCUGCAAGGUGUGCGCCAGCCAGUAUAACCAGGACUGCAGCCUGACGCUGCCUUGUGACCACAUCAAGGGCCUGCGCUGCCACCUAGGGGCCGGAGGAGACCCUGCACGCGGGCUGUGUCGAGCUGAAGACCAGGGCCGUCCCUGCGAGCUGAACGGGCGCGUGUACCAGCACGGGGAGGACUUCCAGCCCAGCUGCCAGCACCAGUGCAGCUGCAUGGACGGGGUGGUGGGCUGCAUGCCCGUCUGCCCCUACCGGGUGCCCCUGCCCAACUGGCGCUGCGCCAGCCCCCGCCUGGCCCGCCCCCCCGGGGGCUGCUGCGAGCAGUGGCUCUGCGACGACCCCAACCACAUCAGCGAGGACACGCCCCCUCCCCGCCCCAACCGACACCCCGACCCCACCGGGAACGAGCUGCUCCUGGCCUUCGCCCCCCACAGGGCCAGCACCGCCAUCCCGCGAGAUUGGAUGUCUCUCUCUGAGUCACAUGGUCUGGUCACAUCCAAGUGCUUCCCGCAGACCACCGACUGGACCCCGUGCUCUGCCACCUGCGGGAUGGGCGUGUCCAGCCGGGUCACCAAUAGCAACGCAGACUGCCGGCUGGUCAGGGAGACGCGGCUGUGCCAGAUCCGGCAGUGUGACCUCGCCCUGGCCCCGCCCCUCCGGAAAGGGAAGAAGUGUCAGCGGACGGUGCGGCCGGAGAGGCGGGUGCGGAUCCACUUCGCGGGCUGCUCCACGGCCAGGCGGUACCGGCCGCGCUCGUGCGGGUCCUGCGCGGACGGGCGGUGCUGCUGGCCGUCGCAGUCACGCACCGUGCGCCUCCGCUUCCACUGCCCCGCCGGCGACAGCUUCACCCGCGGCGUCAUGUGGAUCCAGCGCUGCAGCUGCAGCCGUCGCCACGGCGACCGCUGCCACGGAGAUGCCCGCCGGCCGCCGUCUGCCAGCCCGCACAGCGACAUCCACACCUUCCAGCGCUGAGCUCGCCACUCCUCCCCAUGGCCACACCUCCUGGGGCGGGAGGGACUGUGGCUGCGGGGUUGCGGUUGGUUGUUUGACUGACUCUGGUAGGGGUGGGGUCCAUUAUCCCCAAAUCCCCCCCUCCACCCACACCAUAGCAAUCCCUAGGCUGACCCCCUGAACCACACAGUGCAGUGUCCCCUCCGAACCAGCAGGAGGCCCUCAUCAGUUUACCUGCUGUGUCCCGCUGUACUUCAGCGGGCCUCCAUUCCAGCUGGAAUGCAAAACUUUGGGCUCAUUCCAGUCACUUAUUAUAUUCGUCCUUGUCUCCGUCAACCGACCCGGAAAUCGUUUGAGGUCCGCCAUCUUUGAGGACAUUCCAAUCCAUUAACUGCUCCCUGGAGAAGCAAGGAGCUAGGAGGCCUCCGGAGGAUACUUCAGUGAGGACACACGAGUGCAUCCUCACUGCAGAAAUGUUUUUGGGGGAAGUAUUUCCAGGAUGCCUGAUACACAAACGGCCGACCUGCGGAUCCACCUGUCCACAUCUCUAAGUGACGUGGCUUCAAACUGACGCUUGAAAGAGCAAGGACCUUCCAUUUGCCGUAUACAUCUUUCCUCGAUUCCUCCGUCCCCAUGUCCUUUCCUUGCAUCCUCCGUUGGGUGGAGCUAAGGAGUGAGAAAAGGAUGCAAGGAGUGAAAAUAAGCGAUUGGAAUGAGCCCUUUUGCUUGCACUUUAGUUCCCUGCUGUACAUCAGUUUCCUAAUUGGCCCUGGUAACUUGGACAUGUGAAUGGGGGAGAGAAGGUGUGUAAGCAUAGCGGGGUUCUUCUCCACCUGUUCAGUGAUUCAACUGUAUAUGAAAAUGUAUCUGAAUAUAUGUAUUUACCUGGCUUGAACAUCGUACGUUGAACAGUAUGGAAGUGCGUGUGUGUGUGUGUGUUUGUGUGUGUGUGUGUUUGUAUGCCUGUGUAUAUACACAUGUACAUAUGUGUUUUUUGUACUUCACUUUUUGUGGAGAGAAAGUUUUUGAGGGUUUACUUCAUUUUUUGAGGUGUGUAUUAGGUACUGAACAGAUAACUGGAACGUUUUCAUUUUGUAAAAAUUGUA